GCUGCAGACCACAGGGAGAAGGCUGGUCCACCGACGGCCUGCUCAGAUGUUAGCUAUUGGCUUACACUGAACCCAAAUUAAACCUCACAGCGCUGUUUCACACUGUGAAGACGGCAUCAGCCAGGCAUUCAGCACACAUUAGGCACUGUAAGCAAGCCUGCACGCUGUACCCCUGUGGGUCACGCCCACCGCCAAAGACACGCCGACCAGUGUGACAAAACCACCGCAAGAACACACGGCUCUUUAAAAGCCACAAAAAUGAGCAAAGUCAAUCUGAGGUGAUGGAGCGAGGUGCAUACAGGUCCUCCACACAUGAACCUGGCUCUGGUCCAUGACAGAGAGCUCAUUAAGACGUUCUGGGAGAGGAGGAUCGAGACUCAGACUCAGCAAGCUGAGAGCGAGGAGCAGAGGAUGAGCCAGAGCGCCCUCAAAAAGCUGAGGGGGGAGUGGCUGGUCCGUCUGGAGAACCGAACCAAACACCUGAAGAACCUCAAUGACAACUACAUGAAGAAGAUGAAGAUGGAGCCGUCAGCUGACCAGACCUGAGCCCCCCAUAACUCACUGUAGAGCUGCUGAGCCAACAACCGUGUCUCCUCCUGCUGCUG
Messenger RNA from Pelmatolapia mariae (spotted tilapia), 605 nucleotides. Its product is annotated as protein FAM240B. The transcript has 4 exons. The record is from RefSeq and is a predicted model, not a curated record. NCBI's taxonomy places the organism in Eukaryota, Metazoa, Chordata, Actinopteri, Cichliformes, Cichlidae. Bases 313 to 546 code for a protein of 77 amino acids.